GAUACACUCAAAACUCGGCAGUAUAGUCUGAUGACCUUAGCUUGUUCCAUACUAUGGAUGAACUUAAAAAAAGUGUCUAUGGAUUAUUAAUCAUCAUCGAAAAGUUAUAAAUAAAGUCGUCAUCGAAAUGUCCUCACCACGCCCGAAAUCUCCUCGUACUCCCGUUUUACCUAAAAAGGAAGACAAAGAAGAGUCUUUUUGGGAUAAAAUUGGGACUAUAGGGCGUAAGAAGCGGAUAAAGGAAGUACAAGAGGUUCAAGCUGAAGGCAAACAUGCCAUAGACUCACCUGGCAGUCCAACAGCUCCAGAGAUUCCACCUGAGGAAUACAGUUUGCUUGAUAAUGAGGAAAGAGCCAUAAUUGAACCGAGGUCUUUAGAAGAUCCUAGGGUGAGAGAGCUCAUCCAAGUUCUUAUUGACUGGAUUAAUGAUGAACUGGCCAUGCAAAGAAUAAUUGUAAAAGAUAUAAGUGAAGAUCUCUAUGAUGGUCAAGUGCUACAGAAGCUAUUGGAAAAACUGACAGAGACUAAAUUAGAUGUCCCAGAAGUGACACAGUCUGAAGAAGGCCAGAGACAAAAAUUGGCUGUUGUACUUAGAGCUGUCAACAGGGUGCUCUAUGGGUCACCGAAACAUGUACAGAAGUGGAGUGUUGAUUCUGUACAUUCAAAGAAUGUUGUUUCCAUCCUGCAUUUGCUGGUAGCAUUGGCUAGACAUUUCCGUGCCCCUAUUCGUCUACCUGAAAAUGUCAGUGUAAACGUGGUUGUUGUGAAGAAAGAUGCUCCUAAUCAACUAUCUCACCGAACAUUCAUAGAAGAUAUUACAACUACCUAUGAUGAUCUUGGCAUGAAAUGUGAAAGAGAUGCUUUUGAUGCAUUGUUUGAUCAUGUCCCUGAUAAGCUACAAGUUGUUAAAAAGUCACUCAUCACAUUUGUUAACAAGCAUUUGAGCAAAGUAAAUCUUGAAGUUAUGGAUUUGGACACUCAAUUCCAUGAUGGAGUGUAUCUGUGCCUUCUAAUGGGUCUGCUGGAAGGAUUUUUUGUCCCACUCUAUGAUUUUCACCUUACUCCACAAGAUUUCGACCAGAAAGUCCACAAUGUGUCUUUUGCAUUUGAGUUGAUGCAAGAUGUUGGGCUUGCUAAACCUAAAGCACGGCCUGAAGAUAUUGUGAAUCUCGACCUCAAAUCUACUCUUCGGGUUCUCUACAACUUGUUUACUAAAUACAAAAAUAUCGCUUAAUGCCCUUGCCUCUACAAUUAAGUAGUAAACAGCAGUACUCACACAAAUGGUGUUCACUAAUUGACAAAAUUAAAAUAUUUUUUGUAACAAAUUAUUUUAUAAGUGUAUUAACCUGAAAAUGAAUACUAAUGUAUGAUGGUGCCUUUAGGUUUAAUUAGAAAAUAUAUUUACAUUAAUAAACCUAAUUACUAACGA
Molecule: messenger RNA, 1429 nt
Organism: Pectinophora gossypiella (pink bollworm)
Lineage: Eukaryota; Metazoa; Arthropoda; Insecta; Lepidoptera; Gelechiidae
Gene: parvin
Product: beta-parvin
Exons: 8
Coding region: 128-1234 (368 amino acids)
Biological process (GO): substrate adhesion-dependent cell spreading; establishment or maintenance of cell polarity; cell projection assembly
Cellular component (GO): cytoplasm; focal adhesion; actin cytoskeleton
Molecular function (GO): actin binding
Source: RefSeq, a predicted model, not a curated record